ACUUGGCACUCAGCAACAUGCCAGGACUGAACUGCUCUCUUGCAGCUCUUAAUGCUACAGUUUUCAGUGACGUAGGCUGCCCUGAGGUUGCUGCGGCAUGUGGGAUGAAUAUCUCUUGGGUGUUGGCCAACGCUACUGCAGAAGAUCUGGAUGACAUGUGCUUGAGAGUGGAAGACUACCUGGCCAAGUACCUGGGUCCUCAGAGGUCACCAGUGUUCCUUCCUGUCUGUGUCACCUACCUCAUUAUCUUCUUGAUGGGCGUACUGGGCAAUUCCCUGACCUGUGCAGUCAUAUUACGCUACAGGGUGAUGCAGACACCCACCAACUACUAUCUGCUGAGCUUGGCGGUCUCUGACCUGCUGGUGCUACUUUUGGGCAUGCCAUUAGAGAUCUAUGACUUGUGGCAGAACUAUCCCUUCCUGCUCGGGGAGGGAGGCUGCUACUUCAAAACCUUCCUGUUUGAGACCGUCUGCUUCGCCUCCAUCCUCAACGUCACAGCGCUCAGUGUGGAGCGCUACGUGGCCGUGGUGCACCCCCUCAAAGUCAAACACAUGACCACACGUGCUCACGUCAAGAGAGUCAUCCUCAUGCUGUGGGUACUGUCCAUGCUGUGUGCUGUGCCAAACACCAGUCUUCAUGGUAUUGCAGUGCUAUCGAGGUUUGGACGACGGUUUCCCCAAUCUGCUAUUUGCGAUGUGGUCAAACCCACCUGGAUGUACACCCUGAUCAUCCUGAUUUCCACAUUGGUUUUCUUCCUGCUGCCCAUGCUGAUAAUUAGCAUUCUCUACCUGCUCAUUGGCUUGCGGCUACACAGAGAGAGGUUGGUGAGCAUGGUGGACACCAGGUGUAGUUUUGGACCAGAAAGUCUGUCCAAGUCCCACAAACAGAAGCUGAGCAAACGCAACCUGCAAGUCACCAAAAUGCUGUGUGUGCUGGUGGUUGUGUUCGGCCUUUGCUGGGCUCCUUUCCACGUGGACCGCUUGAUGUGGAGCUACAUUGACCCCUCAUCCGAGAUGCACCGCAUGAUCUAUGAGCAGGUCCACAUUAUCUCUGGAGUCUGCUUCUACCUGAGCUCUACCGUCAACCCCAUCCUCUACAACCUCAUGUCCACUAGGUUCAGAGAAAUGUUCAGUCAUGUCACCUGUUAUUCUAACAGCUGGUCAACACGCUCCAGCUUACAGAUGUCACAACGCAGCACAGUGUCUGAGAAAACACCCAGUAGUAAGAAAUGGACUUAAGUUCCUCAGAGCCAGUCUGGGUGAAAGGAAGUCCAAGAACAUUAUACUCAGAGAGGUAUGACAAAUCAGAGGAAACAUUGAAUAAUUAGUGGAGAAAUGCAACCAAUACUAGGAAGGAGGGGUCAAUGGAUGAUCUG
Larimichthys crocea (large yellow croaker) is the source of this 1375-nucleotide messenger RNA. RefSeq names its product neuromedin-U receptor 1. The coding region runs from base 18 to 1238 and encodes 406 amino acids. The transcript has 3 exons. The record is from RefSeq and is a predicted model, not a curated record. Gene Ontology annotation, molecular function: neuromedin U receptor activity. Gene Ontology annotation, biological process: neuropeptide signaling pathway. Gene Ontology annotation, cellular component: plasma membrane. Lineage: Eukaryota; Metazoa; Chordata; Actinopteri; Sciaenidae.